This is a messenger RNA of Hydra vulgaris (swiftwater hydra), 3629 nucleotides long. RefSeq lists its product as uncharacterized. NCBI's taxonomy places the organism in Eukaryota, Metazoa, Cnidaria, Hydrozoa, Anthoathecata, Hydridae. The record is from RefSeq and is a predicted model, not a curated record.
UCUUAAGCUAAUCAAUACAGAUUCUGAGGGGUGCUGACCCAAUUAGAAAGAUCUCUGAAGGGUGCAAGCCAAUCACGCAAAAAUCAGAAAAAAGGUUUUUCACUAAGCUUUUUGUUAACUCGUAGGUUAAGUGUUCUAAACAUGGCGGAUUCAAUGCUUCAAAUCACUUUAAAAUGUAUUUUAGAUGAAAAUAGGGUUCAAUCAGAAAAGGAAUCGUUUUUAUCUAAUGUUAUUGUCGAAGCUCAUAAUAAGAUUAGAGAAAUAUUUUUGUUUAAUGAAAAAUCUAAAGUAAGUAUAUUGAAUAAAAUAUGCAAAGUUUCAAGUAUGCAGUUUCUCAAUCAUUUCGAGCAGAGAGUGAUUUUCAACCAGUGAGAACUUCUCCAAACGGAAACUGUUUAUUUAAUGCUUGUUCUAUAUCAUUAAUUGGCAACGAAUCUUUGUCAGAAUACCUUAGAUGCCUGACCAGUAUCGAAUUAUAUACAAAUGUAGGUUUUUCUUCAAACCAUCCAAUUAUUUUUUCUCAAACUGAUGUUACCAAAUCUGGAAGAAUUGAUGAAAACACAGCUUUUUUUAUUAUUAUUUCCCAAAAAGCAUAUAACUCUUUUUGUAAAAAUAAUAGAACACUAAGUAUUGUAUCAGAAUCUAUCAAUAUUGCAACAAAUUAUUCUUAUUCCUUGUUUCUUACUUUGUGUGUUCUCUCAAGUGUUGUUGGAAUACCAAUUGAAUCAUAUUAUCCUAUAGAAAAGGAUAGAAAAGAAAUAGAAAAAACUGCUUAUGAAAUAUUUUUCAAUUGUACUGUUAGACCACGUGUUGAACAAGCACAUCUGUAAAAAAAAAUACACAUUCUUUGUUGCUCUUCAGUUAUUGCAGGUUUUAAACAGACCUCUAAUAUAUUUGAAAACAAAGAUCACUUUGUUCCUUUAAUAUCUUUAAAAUGUAUUCCUAAAAAAUACCAAGUUCCUAAUAUUUUUGCACCUAAAGUAGUAAAAUUACCUGAAAUUAAUCAACUUACUUCUUCGAAAUCUAGUAUCCUGUUUCCUGACUCUACUCAGGAAACAGAUAUUUUAGAUCCAGUUAAAAUUCUUUCCACUUUUAAAAAAAGAAAACAACUCACAAUUGAUCAAUUUACUAUUAAGUCACCUUUUCCUACAGACAAAAAAGUUUGUGUUGAAUCUUCGCCAAUCAAAUUAAAAAGUUCUUCCACAUUAUCGAUUGCAGAAUGUUCUUCAAAAAAUAUCCAUUCACCCAGUAAGGCAAAUUUAAACUCUAAAAGUAGUUCUUCUGCUUUUGUAAAUAAAUGUGAACUAUCUUUUGUAAACAAAUACAAUAUCGGGCUCUAUGAAACUUAUGGAAUUAAUAAACUAGGCAAUGAAGAUAAGUAUGAUUUACUAAAAAAUGUUAAUAAACCAAGCUCUAGUUUUCAUUUUGAAUCCAAUAAAUCAGAUCGUUCCUUUCAAUUCUCUUGGCUCUCAUUAUACUCUUGGCUUGCAUAUUUAGAAAUUAAUAAAAGUGCUUAUUGUGUUAAUUUUGUUAUUUUUGGAUCUGAAGAAUCAAGUCAUAAUGCAAGUAAACUUGUUCAGCUUUAUAAAUCUCUAUUUGUGGCAUAUUCAAAGGCCAUUAAUAAUUUUAAUAAACAUGCUGAAAGUUCACCAAUUUACCAAACUGCAACUCUAAAGGCAACUCAUUUUCGCCAAUGUAUGGAGUAAAAGAUAAAUUUUAUUGACUUAAAUCUCAACAGAGUAAUUGAUGAACAAGUCAAGAAAAAUAGAGAAAUAUUAAAACCAAUAGUUCUGAUAAUUAUUAUGUGUGGAAAACAAAACAUACCUCUCCGAGAUCACAGAGAUGAUUCAUUUUACUAUGAGAAUGAAAAUAGUAACUCUGGCAAUCUUCAAUCAAUUUUGAAAUUAAUAUCUGAUUGUGCAGAAAACAGUUUAGUGAAUCGGCGAAUUGCUACUCCAAAAAAUGCUACAUAUCGCUCUAAAACUACUCAAAAUGAAUUGAUUAAUAUUUGUAAUGACAUUAUAGUUGAAAUGUGAAAUUAAAAAAGAUAAAUUUUUUUCAAUAUUAGCAGAUGAAGCAUUUGAUGCAAUAUGGAACAAAUCCCACUUGUAUUACACUUUGUAAAUGAUAAUUGUGAAAUUUGUGAACUAUUUUUUGGCUUUAUUCCUUGCUACUCAGGCUUGUCUGGAGAAGCUAUAGCCAGCCAAAUUUUGAAUAGUAUUAAAGAUUUGGGAUUAGAAAUGAAAUUUUGUGUUAGUCAAGAUUUAUGACAGUGCUGGUAACAUGGCUGGGAACUGUUCCGGUGCUGUUGUAAGAAUAAAAACUAUUUAUCCAAAAGCAUUGUAUGUUUAUUGUGGGUCUCAUGUCCUCAAUCUUUGUGUUGCAAAUGCCUGUAACAUACAAAUAGUUAGCAAUAUGAUGUCAAAUGUUUGUGUUAUAUCUCAGUUCUUUAAUUUUAGUCCAAAGCAUUUUGAUGUUCUGAAAAAAAAAAAAAGAAGAAUUGUUUCCAAAAGCUCAUCACUCUCGUCUAAUAGAUGUAUGUCGUACAAGAUGGAUUGCCAGAAUUGAUGGUUUAGACGUGUUUAUAGAGGUACUUCCUGCUAUAAUUAAAUGCUUUGAGCUAAUGAUUAAUAACGAUGAAAAGUCUUUGAAUCAUGACUCGUGAUGCAAAUAGUUAUUUUUUUGCUACUAGAUCUUUCCAGUUUCUUGUUACUUUAGUAGUGGUGUCUCGCUGUUUGGAAGUAACAAGACCAAUUACAAUCUCCAAGAACAAUUUCAAACUUUGAUGUUUUUGCAUCGCAUGAAAAAGUAAAUUUGUUACAUCUUGCUUUACAGCGACUAAGAUCAGACAUUGAACACAGUCAUGGUACUUGGUAUAGUGAGGCAGUUGUAUUGGCAGCUAGUGUUGGUGUUUAUGAGCACAAGCCUCGUACAAUAGGAAAACAGCUUAAUCGAAAUAAUUGUCCUAGUGAAUCUAUUAAUGAAUAUUACAAGAAAGUUAUUACAAUUCUUUUUCUUGACCAUUUAUCUUCCCAGAUUCAAUUACGUUUUUCUAAUAGAAACAUUGCUGUUUAUAAUGGAUUCUUUGCAAUGCCAACUAACGUUUUAAAUGUUGCUGAAUGGAGAAGCAACUUUCUUCUUUUUUUUAAUGAGUAUGAGGAUGAACUUCCGGAACCACGGUAUAUCAUCAUCAAAUUGAACAUGUGGGAAGAUAAUUGGCGUAGUUUUAAAAAUUCCCUUCCAACUACUCUAACCAAACUCCUUCCUCUUAUUGAUAGAAUAAUGUUUCCUAAUAUAUUUACCUUUAUUCAAAUUCUUGCAACUAUUCCAGUAACAACAUGCACUUGCGAAAAAUCUAUCUCUGUUAUUCGUCGUUUAAAAACCUAUCUACGUAACACAAUGUCACAGAUUUAACAGUCUUGCUUUAAUGCACGUUCACCAAGAUAUCAGCCAUUGAUGUGAAUGAAAAGAUUGAUUGUUUUGCUAGGAAGAAUCCAUGUGGAAUAAAACUUGUAGAUAUUUUAAAUUCUGAUCCAAUUUAAACUGUUUUAUUUAAUAAUAUAAUAUAAAUAUAUUAUUUACUGUUUUAUAUAUUUUAUAGAGUAAUUUAAAUAGUGGUCCUAGAAAGA